GGCCAGGAAGGCACCAGGGUGGUUUCUCUGCAGAUGUGAAUCUCCAUCUCCCCCUGCCUCAAAUUCUUCUCCUACACCAAGGAAAGGUCGAUCCUGAGUGCCUUGGAGAAGGGCUUGGAGACCUGCAGGGAUCCCCACUGAAGGACAAGCCAUGCAGUAGGAGCCAGCACUCCUGGGAGGGACAGGACAUGCAGAGCCUCGGCUGCCUCCCCUGGGGACUCCUCCUCAUCCUCAGCACCGCCAGCACCGAGGGCUUUGCCCAGCCAGGUGCUGUCUGUGGGGUGUCUCUCAGUGACCCCUCUCUGCUCAGCCGCAGGGUGUGUGCCGCGGGGUCGCCGAGCCGCCGGAGCGCCCACACUGAGUCGCACGUGCAGCCCGUGUACCAGCCCUACCUCACCACCUGCCAGGGCCACCGCCUCUGCAGCACCUACAGGACCAUCUACAGGGUUGCCUACAGGCAGAGGUACAGGCAGGUGCCUGAGCCCACGGCCUCGUGCUGUCCUGGCUGGAGCAGAGCGAACGGCCACACGCUGGGCUGUAACAGAGCCCUCUGCUGGGAGCCGUGCCAGAACGGAGGGAGCUGUGCCUUCCCCGGGAGAUGCUCCUGCCCCCCAGGCUGGACAGGGAGAGCCUGCCAGACAGAUGUGGAUGAAUGUGCCAGCCAGAGCCACGGGUGCAGCCAGCUCUGCAUCAACACAGCCGGGAGCUUCCACUGCGCCUGCCAGGAUGGCUUCAGCCUCGCUGCCGAUGACAAGAGCUGCCAGCCCCUGGUGCCACUGCCCGGGACAGACACCUCCAGCCAAGCAGGUGCUUCCAGUGAAAUGAAGGAGGAAAUGCAGGAGCUGAGGAGCAGAGUGGAAGCGCUGGAGCAGAAGCUGCAGCUGGUGCUGGCCCCUUUCCACAACCUGAUGCUGCCGGAGGAUGUCGGGGCAGACCCCAUCAGCCGCCUGUCCCACUCCCUGCAGCAGCUGGACAGGAUUGACUCCCUGAGCGAGCAGAUCUCCUUCCUGGAGGAGCGGCUGGAGACCUGUUCCUGCAAGAAUGAACUCUAGCAGAGUGCCUGGGGACCUGGAGCAAUCUGAGUGCAUCCACAGCUCUUAUCUCUGAUCUCCAGGCUGGGGGUGAAGCCACAGCAUCUACAGGAAGGCACAGGGUAGCUCCCAGCAGCAUCUCCAUCGUUCUCUCUUCCAGCUCACCUCACCAAAGGGCACCCAGAUCCUGCCAAAGUGGACUCUGAGCCCUCUCCCUGCUGGAGAGGCAGCAAAUAAACGCCUUAUCUCGUGCCAUGAG
This is a messenger RNA of Catharus ustulatus (Swainson's thrush), 1290 nucleotides long. RefSeq names its product EGF like domain multiple 7 (gene EGFL7). The record is from RefSeq and is a predicted model, not a curated record. Gene Ontology annotation, molecular function: calcium ion binding; signaling receptor binding. NCBI's taxonomy places the organism in Eukaryota, Metazoa, Chordata, Aves, Passeriformes, Turdidae. The transcript has 9 exons. Bases 189 to 1052 code for a protein of 287 amino acids. Gene Ontology annotation, cellular component: cell surface; extracellular region. Gene Ontology annotation, biological process: anatomical structure development.